CAUGGAUCCUGAAGAACUCUCUCUCCUUGAGACUGAAGCAGCAGUUGAUUGCAGAAGACUUGAAACAAAGAUGAUGAGUGGUUAGGGGUCUUUGAUAACCCAAACCUCUUGUUCCAUGUUUUCUCCAUUAUAUUAUAUUAAUAAUAUAAUGUAUAGUAUUUUGUAGCCUUUCAAUUAUGUAUGCUCAAUUUUAUAUAGUCUUUUUCAUCUUAAAUGCGUGAAAAUAAGGUGAACCAAUUUGACUUCUAUUUUGCUUUCUUUUUCUGUCGCCUAUCUUCAACUUCAAAGCUGAAGUCACUCUCAUAUGAAUCCAAAACAGUUUCUACUCUAAGAAACUUUUUAUUAUAUAUUUGACUUAUUACAAUGUCCUCCAACCAUUCUUUAGUUUUUGCACAAUUUUGAAAAUCAAGAGCAGGUAAGUGUGACUACAUAAUUUUAAAGAAAUAACAGCAAAUCAUUUAUACUGGUUAAUAGUCAGUUUGAGGAGGAGAAAGAGAGAUGGAAACUAAGCUUCAGAACUCCAUUAACAUAUCAGAAACUACUGAUAAGAAUCAGGCUCUUGCCCCUGUGAAAGAGCUUGAUGCAGGAGCCUUGUUUGUCCUCAAAUCAAGAGGAUCAUGGUUGCACUGUGGAUAUCAUUUGACAACAUCGAUUGUCGGUCCGGUGAUAUUCACACUUCCAUUUGCACUGGCUUUGCUUGGUUGGGUUGUUGGGGUACUCUGUGUUACUCUUACUGCUAUCUUGACUUUCUACUCCUACAAUCUUCUCUCUGUGGUUCUGGAACACCAUGCCCAACUCGGCCACCGUCAGCUUCGGUUCCGAGACAUGGCAAGAGACAUAUUAGGACCUGGAUGGGACAACUAUUUUGUUGGUCCACUACAAUUUUCGAUAUGCUAUGGUGCUGUUAUUUCUUGUACUCUUCUUGGAGGGCAGAGUCUUAAGUUCAUUUAUUUGCUCUACAACACCAAUGGCAGUAGUAUGCAGCUGUACCAAUUCAUAAUCAUUUUCGGAUCCGCGAUGCUGUUCCUAGCACAAAUCCCAUCUUUUCAUUCACUAAGGCACAUCAACCUCAUUUCACUGCUGCUUAUUAUUGCUUACAGCGUCUGCGUCACAGCGGGCGCCAUACACAUUGGAAUGUCCGCGAACGCACCUGUUAGGGACUAUUCGAUCAAUGGAACUCGAGUAAAUCGUGUUUUCGGUGCCAUCAAUGGUGUUUCAAUAAUUGUUACUACGUAUGGUUGUGGAAUCAUCCCUGAAAUACAGGCAACUAUAGCUCCUCCGGUGAAGGGAAAGAUGUUCAGAGGCUUGUGUGUGUGUUAUGCUGUGAUAGUUACCACAUACUUCAGUGUUGCCAUUUCUGGGUAUUGGACGUUUGGCAAUCUAGCUCAAGCAACAAUACUUAGCAAUUUUAUGGGUGAUGAGACGACGUCGUUGCUCCCCACUUGGUUCCUUCUGAUGACUAACAUCUUCACUCUUAUGCAAUUGUCUGCUAUCACUGUGAUAUACUUGCAGCCAACGAACGAGCUGUUCGAGAAAUGGUUUGCGAAUGCAAAGAUGGAUCAAUUCUCAAUCCGCAAUGUUAUUCCAAGGUUAAUUUUCCGGACAUUAUCGGUGAUCGUAGCGACUCUCUUUGCUGCAAUGUUGCCUUUCUUUGGAGACAUAAUGGCAUUUUUUGGGGCAUCUGGAUGCAUACCGCUCGAUUUGGUUAUGCCAAUGGUGUUCUACAACAUCACAUUCAAGCCAUCCAAAAGAGGCCUCGUUUUCUGGGGUAAUACACUGAUUGCAGUAGUUUCUUCUGGAUUAGCAGCAGUGGGGACAGUCUCUGCGGUUCGACAAAUGGUUCUUGAUGCCAAAACAUACAGCUUGUUUGCAAACAUGUAAUGCAAAAAAGCAGUAAUAUAUGGAACUUCUUAUAGAGCAUUAUUUGGGAUUUUUGUUCUUCCAAAUUCUUAGUGCUCAUCAGUUCAAAUAUACAGUUUCACUCAAUGAUUUAAAUCUACUUGUUUA
Tripterygium wilfordii is the source of this 2007-nucleotide messenger RNA. Its product is annotated as GABA transporter 1-like. The transcript has 6 exons. The coding region runs from base 499 to 1881 and encodes 460 amino acids. Gene Ontology annotation, cellular component: plasma membrane. The record is from RefSeq and is a predicted model, not a curated record. Lineage: Eukaryota; Viridiplantae; Streptophyta; Magnoliopsida; Celastrales; Celastraceae.